Messenger RNA from Oryza brachyantha (malo sina), 7696 nucleotides. RefSeq lists its product as uncharacterized. Bases 1 to 7155 code for a protein of 2384 amino acids. The record is from RefSeq and is a predicted model, not a curated record. The transcript has 22 exons. Lineage: Eukaryota; Viridiplantae; Streptophyta; Magnoliopsida; Poales; Poaceae. Gene Ontology annotation, molecular function: helicase activity.
AUGACGGCGCGGCGGGGCCAGCUCGUCGACCGGUGGCGCGGGAUCCAGGAGGCCGAGGAGGCCGACGACGACGGCGAGCCCUCCGCGGCCAAGCAGCGCCGCCUCGACCAGGCCAAGGGGGAAUGGUUUUCACAUUGUUUCAAUUUUUUGGGAAGUUUGCCAAAAGAAGAGCAUAUUUGGUGUGGAUAUGCUGAUAUUAUGGGACCAUUUCUUGAGACGUUCCUUGGUUACUUUGAUGAACAAGAGGAAAAUUCACCUCCUAGAACAAUAUGGAAACGGAUUUCUGAAGAACUCAAUAUUUGUGCACAAUGUGUGUGUGAACACCACCAGGCACAGAAGUGUUUUGAUACUGAAUAUCGGUCUUGCUCUGAUCCCCUUCUGAAAGUAUUACGGCUUCUCGAUGAAGAGAGGGUUACAGAACAUCUUAGGCAGAUGAAUGCAAAAAUACAACUAAAGGAGUACAAACCUUCAUUGCAUGGUGCAGACGUUGUUAGCAUAAUGUUUGAAGUUCUGAUGUAUCCUGUUCUGUUAGAUGAUUUGUCAUUGGCUAAUCAGUUCCAGACAUUCAUUGAAAGAAUUGAUGAAAUAUUUGACGUGAGCUUGUCAGCUAAUCAGCAAUACCCUGGCGUGUAUGCAUUACUUUUCUUCAAAAGUUGUAAAGCUCGAGCAAUUGGGCUUCGCUUAGCCCGGUCCAUGGGGAAAUUGAGGAGAGCGGUUGAUCUGGACCCUUUGCAACCCUUACUGCAAAAAUAUAUUAAUUUUUUGGAAGCGGAUGUUCUUCCAUCUACUUUAGAAUCUCCAAGGCCCAGGGUGCAGCUCAAAAGAGCUGAUAUAUGGCUUGGAUUCAAAUCACUUCUUGGAUUUCUUGAUGCACCUGCUUUUGAAGAUGGAAUCUUGGAGAAAUACCCUAUAUUCCUGAAUAUUGUGCUUAAUCAUGUCAGUGAUGAUAGAUCUGAUUUGUCAUGUGCUGUCAGUUGCCUGAAAGCAUCAUUUGAAAUGCUUGGUUGCAAGCUUUGGUUGAGAACAACUUUAUCACCUAAUGUCAUGCGGAACACAUUACUGGGUCAUUGUUUUCAUACUAGAGAUGAGAAAAGCCACAAAGAAAUUUUUGAUCUUUUCCUUCCAUUUCUUCAGUCACUUGAAGCACUGCAAGAUGGUGACCAUGAAAAGCAAAGGAGGAACAUACUGUAUUUUCUUCUUCAUCAAGUAACUCGGAGUAGUAAUUUCAGUGCUCUGAUGAGAAAAAAUGCAACUAAGAUCGCUCUUCUUAUUGUACAAAGAGGUUACACAAUGAAUCCUCCUUGCCCAGCUUCUGAAUGCGUCCAUAUGUGGGGACCAUCUUUGAUUGGCUCAUUAACGGAUACAUCAUUACAUAGUUCUUUGCGUCAACCUGCACUUGAUCUCAUCAAUAUCCUCAUAAUUUCUGAUGUUUCUGCUUUGAUUUCAUUUCAACUGAAGUAUGAGUCUUGCACAAAGGGUGGUAUAAGCAAUUCUGUCAUAUUUGUUGAUGAUGAGGAUGAGCUGCCUGUCUUCUGUGAUGCUCAAGAGAUGGAUUACAGCUGUUGGAAUGAUUUCAGUAUACUGUACAAGUUGACAUGUCGGGAGUGCAAGGAUUGGAGAUGUGUCCCAUUGUUAUGGUACCUCAUAAUGGUUCAGUUGGAACCAUCUAAGCUGCCCAUAGCCUUUUCAAAAGCAGUGUUUUGGGCUCUAUCUCAUAUUUCUGUGUUGAAGCCUGAAGCAGCUACAGACUUGUCGUUGCCUGUUAAUGAUUGGUUAUCAUUGCAUGCUGGAGAAGUUUUGCCAACAUUUUCAUGGCAAGUUCCAAAUGGUGCAGAUGAUGGUGGAGUUGGUCAGGAGUGUAUCAAUAUUCUCAAGGUGUCACAAUCUUGCACACUAUUAUUGAAAAUAUUUAAAAGAUUUGCCAUUCAUGUCAUCAUGCAAAUUGAGAAAUGUGGGCUUCAAAAGCAAUGGGCCUGGGAAUCAAUGAUGGCGGAAAGCUUGAUUUUGACACUAGUCGAUCAUAAUGAUAAUGUGCGGCAAGUUGGGCGAGCUGUCCUGGAACAUGCAUCACAAGCACGGGGUUUGACGUCCGGGCUUCAAUUUCUGUGCUCAAGUGCAUCUUCCCUGUCUGCUACUUUUGUCGGUCUAAGAAAUGCAAUUCAAUUGGUGGAAACAAAAUCAGCUUUGGCAGAUUUUCAUAGUCUUCAUCACUUGUUUUUUGUCAUAUGCAAACUAUUAAAGGAUGUUGUUCAACAACCUUCAGUUGCAGAACAAGCAAAACCUAUUGAAGGUGGUUUCCUGCGCCAGUCCUUUUCAAAUGUAGCUGUCAACCUGCCAGAACAUUCAGUUGAUAUUAUUUCUUGGGAGAAGUUCAGCACUUUGCUUUCCGGAGCUCUCUGGCCUUUUCUUUCCACAUGCCUGCGAAGGGGAGAUGAUCUAAUAAAUACCAAACAGUGUCAGAUAUCAUGCGUUCGAUUGCUUGAGUUGCUUCCCCUUGUGUAUGACAGGCUUUGUUCAUAUUCUUCUAACAAGUUAUGCGGUAUGACAACAGCGGUUCAGGUUCUAGACCCUAAUGAUAUUACAUGGCUUUUUCACUUUAUUAAUUGGGGGAAAUCAUCACUCCCUGUGAUCAUCAGACACUGGAAACAAUGCAUGCUAUCUAUAAUUAGAAUAUUAAAAGGUUCACUUGGUGGCACCAUCCAGCACUACAUUGAAGAUCUUGGCAGUAUCGUUUCACAUGAUGCAGUCAAUAUCAGUGAACUCACACAGAAAAUUUCGGAUCUCAAACUUGCAUUGUCCAAGGAGACUUCUUCAAAAACUGAAAGGAGAGAAGUGGUCAGUGUACCAAUGUUCACAGAACAAAUUGCUAAUUUUCCUUCAGCUGUGCCCAUGGUUCAGGAGAGAAAUACUGGCAGGGACAAUGUUGGAACCAUGAAGCCUUCUCAAGCAACAUGCACUGAACAAAUAAUUCUUCUUUCAGACAGUGAAGAAAAUUCAUCAGCAGCUGAUGUGUCUGGUGAUGAGGUUUUGUCAUCUGUUAAAGGUAUUAAUGGACCCACUGCUUCAGAUAUUAUGAAAGAAGUUGAGCAUACUGAACAAAGAAUGCUGACUGAAGAUAGACAUGUGCUACCAAAACAACAGAUAGGUCCGGUCAGUCAUGUUGUAGCCUCUUCUAAACCUGUAUCAAAAGAUAGUAGAAGCAUAAUUUCUGCCAAAGAAGGAUUAGGUAGAACGAAAAUUCCAACUGUUCCAGUGAAUACGAAUGAUACGUCCCUUUUACCAAAAAAGAUUAAACCGCCUACUAGCACCACUCCUCAACCAUCACGUCCUAAUUUGUCAUCAGGUACAGAAAAAUUUAAGUCAAUCUUCAGAGAUAUAUCUGAUGAUGAAGAUGAUCCUUUAGAACAUGCACUUGAUAGCUGCCGAAAGCCACAACUUCGUUUAACAAAGACCAGCUUAUUGGUUCCUAAAAGACAAGUAGUCCAGCUUCCUUUGUCUGCUGAAAAGAGACAAUCUUUUGGAAGACCGGAUGCUAGUUCUCGACGACUUAAGCCUCCCAAACUGGACAGCUGGUUUAAGAACAUCUUGGAAAUGGAUUACUUCGCUGUUGUUGGUCUACCUUCUACUGAAAUAAUAAAGAAACUUUCUUUGAAAGAAAUUCCUGUAUGCUUUGAUUCACAAGCUCAAUAUGUUGAGAUUUUCCAGCCACUAGUUCUAGAAGAGUUCAAAGCUCAGUUGCAGAAUGCUUACGUAGAAACCCCUGUUGAAGACAUGAAUUGUGGUUCCAUAUCUAUACUCUCAGUUGAAAGGGUUGAUGAUUUUCUUCUUGUGCGUGGUCGCCCUGACAAUAGUGACAUUCUGAAACUCAAAAGUUGUAUGGAGAAUGAUUUGAUAUUGCUCAGCAAGGAUCCACUGAAAAGCACUAGACAGCAGGUUCAUGUGCUUGGAAAGGUGGAUCGGCGCGAGAGUGAUAAAAACAAGGCAUUAAUUCUUGUAAUGAAGUUCUUUCUCUCUAAUGAGAAUGCACGUCUAAAUAAAGUGAAACGACUUCUUGUUGAAAGAAGUAAGUGGUUCCUGAAUAGGGUUAUGAGCAUGACACCUCAAAUUCGAGAAUUCAGCGCGCUUUCAUCAUUGAAUGAUAUACCAGUGCUUCCGGUAAUCUUGAAUCCUGUUUCCUGUAAUUCAAUUUACCAUGGAUCUGGAAAAGCGUAUCUUGAUAAACUCUCACAACCUAUGCGAAAAGUUUUGAAGUCAUCAUACAAUGACAGCCAGCUCCAAGCUGUAAGUAUUGCUAUAGGACCGACAAGCUCCAAAACAAAUUUUGAUCUGUCUCUUAUUCAGGGCCCUCCAGGUACUGGUAAAACCAGAACUAUUGUUGCAAUUGUGAGUGCCUUGCUUUCUUUACAUACAUACAACUCCUCACAGAGAAAUGAAUCCCUCACCAUCACUCCUGCUGAAUUUAACAAGCCAAGAACAAGGAUAAGCCAGUCUGUUGCAGUAGCUAGAGCUUGGCAGGAUGCAGCCCUUGCUAAACAACUUAUAAAUGAUUCCCAGAGAGAAGUCCCUAAGUUGACAGAUCAACUUUCAAAAGGGCGGGUUUUAGUAUGUGCACAGUCAAAUGCUGCAGUUGAUGAACUUGUGUCAAGACUUAGCGAAGGAUUGUAUGGCACUGAUGGAAAUCUGUACAAGCCUUAUAUAGUGCGGGUCGGCAAUGCAAAGACAGUUCAUUCUAAUUCAGUUCCUUUCUUUAUUGACACACUUGUUGAACAAAGAUUAGCUGAUGAGUUAAAGACAAAAAGUGAUAGCAAAAAUUUAUCCGAUGCUGAAUCCUCUGGCUCACUUAGGGCUAAAUUGGAAAAGAUUGUAGACAGAAUUAGACACUAUGAGUUGAGGAGAAAAUUAGUUGAGGUUGAUAAAACAGAAAAUGACUCUGUUGUUCCCAAUGAAAACAGUACAGAUGAAGUUUCUGAUGAUGCAAUUGGUGCAAAGCUCAACUUUCUGUAUGCACAGAAAAGGCAAGUUUCUGCAGAACUUGCCACUGCUCAUGCACGUGAGAAGAAAAUAGCUGAUGAAAACAGAUCUCUUAAGCACAAGGUGCGAAAGUCAAUUCUUGGAGAAGCAGAAAUUGUUGUGACAACACUCAGUGGGUGUGGAGGUGAUAUUUAUAGUGUUUGCUCAGAAACUGCUUCAGCUAAUAAAUUUGUGAAUUUUUCUGAGCAUGCUUUGUUUGACGUUGUUGUCAUUGAUGAAGCUGCGCAGGCUCUUGAGCCUGCUACUUUGAUUCCACUUCAGCUUCUCAAGUCGAAAGGAACUAAAUGUAUAAUGGUUGGUGAUCCAAAGCAGCUACCUGCUACUGUGAUGUCUGGAUUGGCAAGCAAAUUUCUUUACGAGUGUAGUAUGUUUGAACGCCUGCAACGAGCUGGCUAUCCAGUGAUUAUGCUCACCAAACAGUACCGAAUGCAUCCUGAAAUCAGCAGAUUCCCAUCAUUGCAUUUCUAUGAAAAUAAAUUGCUUGAUGGUGCUCAGGUGGCUGACAAAUCAGCCCUGUUCCAUGAUCAUGACUGUCUUGGUCCAUACAUGUUCUUUGACAUAGCUGAUGGUCGUGAACAGUGUGGGAAAAAUGCUGCUACACAAUCACUCUGUAAUCAUUUCGAAGCUGAUGCCGCACUUGAGAUACUAGGAUUUUUAAAGAAUAGAUAUCCAUCAGAGUUCGCCUGCAGGAAAAUAGGGAUCAUAACUCCAUAUAGAAGUCAACUCUCUUUAUUACGUUCAAAGUUGAAUUCCUUUUUUGGGCCUGAAAUUGUUGCGGAGAUGGAAAUAAAUACUGUGGAUGGAUUUCAAGGUCGUGAAGUUGACAUAUUGGUGUUGUCAACUGUUAGAGCCUCCACUUCAUCUGACAGUGGACAUCGCUCUGGUGAAGCACGCAGCAUUGGGUUUGUUGCAGACGUGAGACGGAUGAAUGUUGCCUUAACACGUGCCAGGUUUUCUCUAUGGAUUGUUGGAAAUGCAAAGACAUUACAGAGCAAUUCACAUUGGGCUUCAUUAUUACAGAACGCUAAAGAAAGGAAUAUUCUCAUCUCGGUUAAGAGGCCAUAUGGUUUGCUGUUUGAGAAAGUUCAUUCACAUUCAGAAGAUAUUCAUGGUUCUAGUCAUACCUACUAUACAGGUCAUCGUAAGAACAAGGAAAAUGAAAAAAACAGUACAACAAUCUCACAGAAAAUUGAUGUUCGACUCCACAAAGAACAUGUGAGACAUACUGUCAAGACUCUGGAAACAGCAAAUGAAAGUUUACCAAAUGACCAAGCAAAAAGAGUAUCACGCUGGGAUCGAAAGAGUACAAAAGCUUGUGACCCCAACAAAAAAUCUAGCAAAGAAAAGGAACUGGUAUUGCAGCAUGAUGGUAUGAGAGUUACCAAAGGUUCAUUUAAACAUGACAUUGAACAGGACAAUGUGGUGACAAAGCAAAAGGAAGGAAAAGGGCCAAGUAUCCAUAAUGAUAAUCACCUCAAGCUUGCCAAUGUAAGUCUGAGGGAACUGAAUAAACCCAUCAAACAAAGUACUCAUUCAGAAGCUGACAAGGCCUUAUUUAACCAAGAUUCACUUCAGAAUUCUGAGGUUAAAAAGCAUGGCAGCAAAAAUUAUGAUAAGGGAACUGUUAAGGGCUCACAAAGUCGUGAUACUAAAGCAACAAGCAUGAAAAAUGAUGCUUCUCCACCAGCACAAGACAUGCAGAAGUUAAUACAAAAUGCCAAAGGGGCAAGGAAGUUCUCUGAAAAACCAAGAUUUGGUAAUUUGACUCAAUUUGAUUCCUCAGUUAAACAUGACGCAACUCUGGAGUCAGCAAAUAAGAGUGAUGGUGUUUGUCCACCAACAAACUUGGAAAUGAAGAAAAUCUCCGGUAAGGCCAAAAAUGCUAGGAGGUUUUCUGAGCACCCAAGACCUGGGAACACAAAUAAAGUGGACCCUUCACAUGAAGAAAGUAGCCAAAUGCCAGAACUAAAAGAAAACCAAGCAAGUAACUUAACUGCAGUUCAUCAAAAUCAUCUGACUGCAUCAAGGAAGCGGCAACGGGAGGAUAUUGAGUCGUUACUUUCAUCAUCUCUUAUAUCAUCAAAGAAGCAUGGGUCAAAGUUUCCUUCCAAGAAACAAAAAUGAGAUCCUGCAGUAAUUGGACCCUUGUCUUCUCAUGGAGCAUUGUAGCUUUUAACAUGCUGACGAGUUCAUCUCACGAGUUCUGCGGCUGCCGUAAUGUGAUCUCUCCACCGAUGCCAUGGAGACACAUGAAUUUUGAGUUUCACAAACUAACGAAGCAACUGAUUUUCAGAUAGCAGAAAUUCUUCUGACAUUGAUAGGUUGUCCUUUGGAGCUUCCCCCUGCUGACCAUCGUUCCAUCUGGAUGUGACAAACGCCAGACAAGACAACCCAUUUAAACAACAUAGAAGGCUUCUUAGUUGCUUCUUGUGUCUUUUGGUCUUGGUUCCGAGAUUGUGUUUGUAGAUGUGCAAACCAAUUUUGCCUUGUAAAUUACCUGUACAUAGUACCCAUAUAGCAGGAACACGACGGAAUCAUAUACAUGCCUGUCGAUGUCAAAUGAAAAAUGACGACUGUAUUGACAGUGGACUUUAUUUGGACUUCAAAUUCACUAAUACUUUGCAAGCUUCAAAAUGAUCGUCUUCCUUAAAAAAUGCAAAACAGU